Molecule: messenger RNA, 834 nt
Organism: Penicillium coprophilum
Lineage: Eukaryota; Fungi; Ascomycota; Eurotiomycetes; Eurotiales; Aspergillaceae
Exons: 1
Coding region: 1-834 (277 amino acids)
Biological process (GO): nucleobase-containing compound metabolic process
Molecular function (GO): nucleic acid binding; 3'-5' exonuclease activity
Source: RefSeq, a predicted model, not a curated record
AUGGAGCCUUCAGGCAGGUGCACUCUUGAAGAAGUGAUGCGGAAUUCCUCUCUCGUGAACUCUCUCGAAAAGCUCAGUCUGCAAGUUGACCAAUCCCCAGAGUUCGUGGAUACAGAAGGCCAGAUUGCGAGUCUUGUUGCGAGGCUCCAAAACUUACCUACCAAUCCACCAUCUUUAUAUAUCGAUCUCGAGGGGAUCAAUCUCUCACGGCACGGUAGCAUUUCGAUCUUACAAAUAUAUGUUCUUCCGCACAAAGAAACCUAUAUAGUCGAUAUAUAUAGCCUCCAGGAAAAGGCCUUUCUACAAACGGCUUCUGGAAAAGAAGACCAGACUCUACUCGGUAUCUUGGAGUCACCACAUAUUCCCAAGGUCUUCUUCGAUGUUCGAAACGACUCGGAUGCACUUUUUAGCCACUUCAACGUUAAACUUGCUGGGGUCAUUGACCUUCAACUAAUGGAACUAGCAACCAGCUUGUUCCCAAGAAGAUAUGUCAGUGGCCUGCUAAAAUGCAUUGAGCGAGAUGCUCUGCUUACAACCCAUGAAUUGCAAUUUUGGAAGGCAUCAAAAGAAAAGGGGCUAAAGCUAUUUGCUCCUGAACAUGGCGGAAGUUACGAUGUGUUCAAUGUGCGCCCUCUUCCGGAUGACGUUCUGGAAUAUUGUGUGCAAGAUGUCAAAUUUCUGCCUAGACUAUGGGUCCAAUACAACCAGAACAUAUCCCGGUCUUGGGCUGAGAAAGUCACAACGGAAACGUUAAAUAGAGUCAAACACUCUCAAACAGCCACCUACGAUGGAAAGGGCCGAUGGAAAGCUCGAGUGCCUGUCGGUUGGUGGUAG